CCGUAUCGCGGGGCGAUGGGGAAAGGCGGGGAGCAGGGCGACGAGAGCGGGGAGGCGGCGGCGGCGGGCCGCACGUUCCGCUGGGAGGAGAUCCAGAAGCACGACCAGCGCGCCGACAGGUGGCUGGUCAUCGACCGCAAGGUCUACAACGUCACCCGCUGGGCCCUGCGGCACCCGGGGGGGGUCCGCCUCCUCGGACACUACGCCGGGGAGGAUGCCACGGAUGCUUUCCGCGCUUUCCACCUGGACCUCAACUAUGUCAGGAAGUUCCUCAAGCCUCUGCUGAUCGGGGAGCUCGCCCCGGGGGAGCCCAGCCAGGACCGAGACAAAAGUACCCAAAUCACACAAGAUUUCCGCGCCCUGAGACAGACGGCGGAGGACAUGAAUCUCUUCAAGGCCAACCACCUGUUCUACUUCCUUCUCCUGGGACACAUCUUUGCCCUGGAGGGGCUGGCGUGGUUCACAGUCUCUUACUUUGGCACCGGCUGGAUUUCCACCAUCCUCGCGGCUUUCAUCUUGGCAACCUCCCAGGCUCAAGCUGGAUGGCUACAGCAUGACUACGGACACCUCUCCGUCUACAAGAAGUCCUCGUGGAACCACAUAGUCCACAAAUUUGUGAUUGGCCACCUGAAGGGCGCCUCCGCCAACUGGUGGAACCACCGCCAUUUCCAGCACCACGCGAAGCCCAACAUCUUCCAGAAGGAUCCAGAUGUGAACAUGCUGCAUGUGUUUGUCCUGGGCGACUGGCAACCUGUCGAGUAUGGCAAGAAGAAGUUGAAGUACCUGCCUUACAACCACCAGCAUCAGUACUUUUUCUUGAUCGGGCCGCCCCUGCUCAUCCCAAUGUACUUCCAGAUGCAGAUCAUCAUGACAAUGAUCGUCCGCAAGGACUGGGUGGACCUCGCCUGGGCUAUCAGCUAUUACACCCGUUUCUUCAUCACUUACAUCCCUUUCUAUGGGGUCCUGGGUGCUCUGCUUUUCCUCAACUUUAUCAGGUUCCUCGAGAGCCACUGGUUUGUGUGGGUCACCCAGAUGAAUCACAUCCCCAUGGAGAUUGAUCGCGAGAAACACCGAGAUUGGCUCUCGUGUCAGCUGGUAGCCACCUGUAACGUGGAGCAGUCCUUCUUCAAUGACUGGUUCAGUGGGCAUCUCAACUUCCAGAUCGAGCACCACCUCUUUCCCACGAUGCCUCGGCACAAUUAUCACAAGGUCGCCCCGCUGGUGAAGUCUCUUUGCGCCAAGCACGGCGUCCCAUAUCAAGAGAAAUCCCUGCUGCGGGCGCUGCUGGACAUCAUUGGGUCCCUGAAGAAGUCUGGAGACCUUUGGCUGGAUGCUUAUCUCCACAAAUGAAGCCACCUCUGGGGGAAUGGGAGGGAUGGGGAGGGAAGGGGGAAGUGCCGAACGACUCUGAUUUCUGUCCUGGUGCUGUGUCUGUGUGUAUGUGUGCUGUUUGAAGAGAGUUUCCUGGGCUGGUCCAUCGAUGCAAAGAGCCGGUUGACCCACACUUUGUCCUGGGGCCUGAGGCCCAGCGCCUGCUUCCCGGCUACUCUGUCAGCUGAGACCGCUGACUAUUUCCUGGGGGUGAGGGGUGAAACGGGGGAAGACUGCCUGCAGUCAGCAUCCCACCAUUCCAGAUCCAGGAACUCAGGCCCGGCCCUGGCCCCCUCUUCCUCCCACCUUGUGUGUUGCCCCCUGAACAUCAUUUGACUUGCCGCUCUCUGGGAGCUAGGGACCACCUCUCUACCAGCCCUGGUGUUGCCUUCCUCAAGGGGCAGCAGGAGAAGUGGUCCUUCCAGGUUGGUGGGUGGGGGGAGGAGGGGUCCACUUGCCAGCCCUCUCUCUCUCUCUCUCAGAGAAGGCACUCUCCCCUGCCCCAGAUUCCUGUCACCCGUGGAAGGGGAGGAGGGGAAGGGAGGGGAGGAAGCAGCAGCCCAUCUCCAAGAACUCCCAGCCUCCACUGCUGCUCCCUCCUCUUCCCUUCUGUCUAAUCCUGCUCCUUCAUCCGUUCGUACUUCUGGGUCAGUCCCAGCCUCUAGAUCCCCCUGUCCUCCGGACCGACAUUUUGGCUCCAAAACUGCGUGGGCAGAUUCCAAAUGAGAUGAAACGCUUUGCCGUUCUGUCCCGUCCUGGGGCACUUCCUGGCCACCUGCACGCCUCUGAACAGCUCCCUAUCUGCCAUGAGUUUGUUCUGAGUCUCAGUUGGUUCUUGGGGCCGGGACUCUUCUGGGGAGAGAUUCCCUCAGAGAGGAAGCCGACCAGCAUCAAAGGGUUGGCAUCCACCUUCGAAACGGCCCACGGCCUGUCCCCUGGGCAGGGGAGCCUGAGAGGUUUUGAAUAAUUAGUCUCUUCAGGAACCUGUUCCUCUAGAGUUCAUUUUGCCCUUCUGCUCUUUUCUACAUCCCUCUUCUUUUUUUUUCUAGUCUCCUACUGAGCCUCUGUAGGCUCUGCCUCACCCCUUUGUUGCCACCCUCUACUCCCGGGGAAACGCUCAGAUCUGCCGGGGGCUCAAGCAGGCUGGUCUCUGAAGUUGCGUGUGGCCCUAACAGGAAGUUGCUACUAUUGCUGGGAUACCUGGACCAAAUUCCAACUAGAGGCAUUUUCAGCUUAGUGCUUCCUGACCCCAAUCCCGGAGGGACAGCCCUCCUGUGCUUCAGUGGCCCUAAAGAAACCUCAAAACCCCGCUCCCUCUCCUCUUCUCCCCAUCAUCUUCUCUCCUCUCUGAUCUUGGCUGCCUUCGCUGGCUCAUGGGCACAGGGCUGAGGAACCCUCAAAGAAGUCUCAGUUCAGAUAACUCAGAUUUUGACAUUGGGUGGAGUUGGAAAAAUGGAACUGGAUGGAUGUCUCUGAUGAAGAUCCACUUCUUCCUAGAGGAGAAUUGCAUAGUUGGAGCCAGGUUGUCCCUGAAACCAUGAUCCCUAACCAGUGUGAUGGUCUGGCUUCAGGGCUGAAUCAGCUACCCGGGCUUGGGGCUUUUUCCCUGAGAAAAUUCCAGGUCCCAGCUGGCUGCAGGAGAACCCGGGGGUGUGAGUAGCAGGAAGCGAGACCAGGCCUGCCUCUCCCCUGAGUCCUAGUUGCAAGGGGUAAAUAGAGCAAUUUUUAAUCAUGACGUCCUCUAGCCGAGUCCGAUCAGAACGUACCCUUGCUGCUGGUGGCGGCGAGGGCCCUGUGCUCUUAGGAACUAUCCUUCCAGUGGAGUCCCCUCAAAGCGGUUGAAGAUGUGGAGAGGCGAGGUGGGUGGAAAUGGAGCUGCAGCUUACCUAGACAGCAGAGCAUCUUGCGCAGGGGAGGGGAGAGGCUGAAAAGUUAGAAACAGCUGGAAUCUGAGGGGAAUGAGGAGGAUGGAGACAGAGGGACCUGAGAAAGUGAAUUCAGAGCCACAGGGAUGUGGGGGAGGAGGAGGAUGAAGAGAGGGAGAGUCCUAAGGUCAUGAUCCAGGCCAGGGGAGAGGGAGAAUAGGCAAAAGCAGCCACUGAUGGAAGUAGGAGAAGGAAGAAAUCCAGGAUCCAGGGUGGGAGCAGCCCCAAGAUUGGCUGGCUAGCCCCCGGUGUCUUCCCUCCCAGUCUCUGCUGGGUUAAGGUGCCUUCCGCCACCCGCAACGCCUGAGGGAAUUAGAAUCCGUGUUUCUAACUCACUAACAAGCUUGCUGGAUUCCAGGGUUUAGUGCCCCCGGGAAGAUGAAGGGAUGGCCCUUGGGAUUGUCAGUGACCUCCUGCUUCAGUCUCCCCAGUAUUUCCAUGGCAAUAAGAUGCCCGGCCACCUACUCUCUGAGAACCCCAUUUCUGCAACCCCCUACAAGCACCAGACCCCUCUGUCCAUCCCCUCCUUCCCAGUUGGAGGGAUGGCAGUCCUCCAUCCACCCCCAAAUCAACUCCCUCCCUGAGACUGAACCCGCAGGGAAUAGAUCAUGAUUUUAUCACUUGGGAUUGUUUUUCAAAUAUUUUGGAAAUAAAAGAAGCUAUUUUUUUUUCUGGUGUAUUUGAUGCUCAAUAAAAUCAUAACCUUUUGUGGAACGGAAA
Molecule: messenger RNA, 4016 nt
Organism: Tachyglossus aculeatus (Australian echidna)
Lineage: Eukaryota; Metazoa; Chordata; Mammalia; Monotremata; Tachyglossidae
Gene: FADS2
Product: fatty acid desaturase 2
Exons: 12
Coding region: 16-1350 (444 amino acids)
Biological process (GO): lipid metabolic process
Cellular component (GO): membrane
Molecular function (GO): oxidoreductase activity, acting on paired donors, with oxidation of a pair of donors resulting in the reduction of molecular oxygen to two molecules of water
Source: RefSeq, a predicted model, not a curated record